Octodon degus (degu) is the source of this 3427-nucleotide messenger RNA. It is a transcript of the gene Znf598, whose product is annotated as zinc finger protein 598. Bases 53 to 2866 code for a protein of 937 amino acids. Gene Ontology annotation, biological process: rescue of stalled cytosolic ribosome; protein ubiquitination. NCBI's taxonomy places the organism in Eukaryota, Metazoa, Chordata, Mammalia, Rodentia, Octodontidae. Gene Ontology annotation, molecular function: ubiquitin protein ligase activity; ribosome binding. The record is from RefSeq and is a predicted model, not a curated record. The transcript is spliced from 12 exons.
GCUAGGCCGCGCUGCGCUGCGCCGCGCCGGCUGAGGGGGCCGGAGCCGGGCCAUGGCGGCGGCGGUGGACGCUGAGGGCCGGCCUGCGGUCCUAGAGGCAGUGAUAGCGGCGCCUCCGGAGCGGGGCGGUGGGAGCUGCGUGCUGUGCUGCGGGGACCUAGAGGCCACUGCUCUGGGACGCUGCGACCACCCGGUGUGCUACCGCUGCUCCACCAAAAUGCGGGUGCUGUGUGAGCAGCGCUACUGCGCCGUGUGCCGCGAGGAGCUGCGCCAGGUGGUCUUCGGGAAAAAGCUUCCUGCCUUUGCCACUAUACCCAUCCAUCAGUUGCAGCAUGAGAAGAAAUAUGACAUCUACUUUGCAGAUGGGAAGGUGUUUGCACUCUACAGGCAGCUGCUGCAGCAUGAGUGCCCACAGUGCCCCCAGCUACCACCCUUUGGCCUCUUCGGGGACCUGGAGCAGCACAUGCGGAAGCAACAUGAGCUCUUCUGCUGCAAGUUGUGCCUGAAGCACCUCAAGAUAUUCACAUACGAACGCAAGUGGUACUCACGAAAGGACCUGGCUCGACACCGUAUGCAAGGAGACCCUGACGACACAUCACACCGAGGACAUCCACUUUGCAAGUUCUGUGAUGAGCGCUAUCUGGACAAUGACGAACUGCUCAAACAUCUGCGCCGUGACCACUACUUCUGCCACUUCUGUGACUCAGAUGGGGCCCAGGACUACUACAGCGACUAUGCAUACUUGCGGGAGCACUUCCGAGAGAAGCACUUCUUGUGUGAGGAGGGCCGCUGCAGCACAGAGCAGUUCACUCACGCCUUCCGCACUGAGAUUGAUCUCAAGGCACACAGAAUGGCCUGCCAUAGCCGCAGCCGUGCAGAGGCACGCCAGAACCGCCAAAUUGACCUGCAGUUUAGCUUCACACCAAGGCACUCACGCCGGACUGAGGGCUCAUGGCUGCGGACUGGGGAACCUCUCCUUCAAUAUGACCUGGAUGGCAGACCCAUCAGUCCUUCUGCCCUGUUAGGGGCCAGGACAGUGACAGGCUGUAUGCUGACCACAGGGGUCGUCAGCGGUGAGGACUAUGAGGAGGUGGACAGGUACAACCGCCAGGGCCGAGCGGGCCGGGCCAGCGGGCGUGGAGCCCAGCAGAGCCGCCGAGGAAGCUGGAGGUACAAGAGGGAAGAAGAGGACCGAGAAGUAGCAGCUGCCAUCCGGGCAUCUGUGGCUACUCAGCAGCAGGACGAGACUCGUAAAAGCGAGGACCAUGAGGAAGGCAGCAGGCCCAAGAAAGAGGAAGGAGCUGCCCGGGGUUCUGAGGAGCCCCAUGGUCCUCGCCACCUACCCCGUACUCAGGGUGAAGGCCCAGGCCCCAAGGAAGCCUCAGGAAAUGGUCCAGUAAGCCAGGAAGCCAGCCAAGGCCCAGGUCCAGCAGCUGCCCCUCUAAGCACCCUCCUCCCACCUACCCCAAAGCUCAAGGAUGAAGACUUCCCCAGCCUCCAUGCCUCCACUUCCUCCUGUUGCCCAGUGACCGCAUCAGGCCCUAUAGGGUUGGCAUUGGUAUAUCCUGGGGCUACCAGAGGCAGGAACACUUUCCAGGAAGAGGACUUCCCUGCCUUGGUGUCCUCAGUGGUCAAGCCCAGCACUACUGCCCCUAGCCUCAUCUCUGCCUGGAAUAGCAGCUGUGGCAAGAAGGGGGCUGUGCCCACCCCUGGGGCUCAGGCUACCAGUGGGGGUGGCCAGCCCCCUAAGAAGCCAGGGAAAGGUAGCAAGGGGUGUCGGAAGGCUGACUCAGUCCCUGUGGAAGAAGAAGAGGGAGGUGGCCUCACUGUGCAGGAGCUGCGGGCUAUACCCACCACAGUGGCUGUCUCUACCCUGCUGGGAUCAGCCUCCACCUAUACCUCCACCAAGGUCAGCAAGAAGAAGAAGGUGGGCUCUGAUAAGCCUGGCGCCGUGCCAUCCCCUCCAGUGCCCCCUGAACGUACACCAAAUCACCCUGGAGCUGAGCAGGUUCUCGACAUCUCUGUAAGCCGAGCUGAGGGGCCAGUACCUGUCAUCAAUGGACACACUGAAGGGCCAGCUUCAGUACGGAGUACCCCCAAGGAACCCCCUGGGCUUCCAAGGCCUCUGGGGCCUCUCCCAUACCCCACACCCCAGGAAGACUUCCCUGCACUGGGAGGACCCUGCCCACCCAGGAUGCCUCCUCCUCCAGGCUUCAACACUGUGGUGCUCCUGAAGGGUGCCCCACCCCCACCCCCACCAGGCCUGAUGCCUCCCAUCAGCAAGCCACCCCCUGGCUUCUCCAGCUUCCUACCUGGACCCCACCCAGCUUGUGUCCCCAGCCCCACCACCACCACCGUGAAAGCACCCAGGCUAACACCCAUACCACGGUCCUACAUCAUCCCUGCGAACUUCCAGGACAGGAAUCUCAAGCUUAUCCAGUCUAUCAUGGUCUUCCUGCACAGUGAUAAGGCCCGCUUCAGCAAGUUCAAGAGCCACUCCGGGGAGUUCCGAAAGGGAAUGAUCUCUGCAGCCCAGUAUUACAGGAGCUGCCGGGACCUGCUUGGGGAGAACUUCCAGAAAAUCUUCAGUGAGUUGGUGCUGCUAUUGCCUGACAUAGCCAAGCAGCAUGAACUGCUGUCUGCACACACGGACUUCUGCAGCCGUGAAAAGCCUCCUGUUGCCAAGUCCAAGAAGAAUAAGAAGAAUGCAUGGCAAGCUAACACCCAGCGUAUGGGCCUGGACUGUUGUGUGUGCCCUACCUGUCAGCAGGUGCUUGGACAUGAUGAUGUCAGCAGCCACCAGGCAUCACAUGCCCGGGAGGAUGACUUCCCCUCCCUGCAAGCCAUUGCCAGGAUCAUCACGUAGCUCCUGGCAGAGUGGGCAGCUGUCACACCUAUGCAGUUCCUUUUCCCUUCCUCCUCUUGGCUGCCAGGCAGCCAGGUUAGGCCCUGGGGAGGCCACUGCUCAGAGCCUGCAGUUGGCCAAGCCUGCUGGGAGUCACCAGGAAGGGCUGCCAUGGGCUGACAGCACACUGUUUUGUCUCAUUCCCUGCUAAUUAGUGAGACAGUCUUGGUUUGUAUUUUGUGCUUUGGAAGGUGCCAAGGAAGAAAAGGGCUGGGAUGCUGGGAAGUGUGUCUGCAGUCACAGCCACAGGCCACAGUAGCCCAGAUUGGGUCUCCUGAGUCUGAGACCUGCAGCCCCCAGAGCCGAAAGCUGUGAGUCCACUGGUGCUGGGUCAGAUGUAGAGUGUGUUGUGUAAGGAGUUGACUUUCAUAACUCAAGAAUGUUGGGGAUUAAAGCAGACACAAAUUGUGCUACUUGAAGUUGAACCUUUUUACAAGACAAGCUGAAUCUGUGAUCUUAAAUUGUCUCUGACCUUUUAUAAGACAGUUUAUCUUCAAAUAAAUUUUAUUUUGCAGUACUGCA